Molecule: messenger RNA, 4082 nt
Organism: Phycodurus eques (leafy seadragon)
Lineage: Eukaryota; Metazoa; Chordata; Actinopteri; Syngnathiformes; Syngnathidae
Product: tetranectin-like
Exons: 3
Coding region: 2841-3437 (198 amino acids)
Source: RefSeq, a predicted model, not a curated record
CUCUCUGGGUACUCUGUCAUAGGCUUUCUCUAGAUCUACAAAGACACACUGUAGGUCCUUCUAACCUUCUCUGUACUUCUCCAUCAACACCCUCAAGCCAAAUAAUGCAUCAGUGGUACUCUUUUGUAGGGAUGAAACCAUACUAUUGCUCGCAAAUACUCACUUCUGUCCUGAGUCUAGACUCUUUCCCAUACCGUCAUUGUGUGGCUCAUCAACUUUAUUCCUCUAUAGUUCCCACAGGUCUGCAUCACCCUUGUUCUUAAAAAUGGGCACCAGCACACUUUUCCUCCAUUCCUCAGGCAUCGUCUCACGCGCUAAAAUUCUAUUGAACAAGCUGGUCAAGAACUCCACAGCCACCUCUCCUAGAUGCUUCCAUACCUCCACAGGAAUGUCAUCAGAACCAACUGCCUUUGCAUUUUUCAUCCUCUUUAAUGCCUUUCUAACUUCCCCCUUACUAAUCAUUCCCACUUCCUGGUCCACCACACUUGCCUCUUCUACUCUCCCUUCUCUCUCAUUUUCCUCAUUGAUCAACUCCUCGAAGUAUUCUUUCCAUCUAUCUAGCACACUACUGGCACCAGUCAACAUAUUUCCAUCUCUAUCCUUCGUUCUCAUUGUUGUUUUCAUAUGGAAUGUUCAAGCCAUAUGAUAUUUGUUGAACUGGAAAAGGGUACCUCUGAUGUCUCCAAGGCGGCACGGUGCACGAUUGGUUAGCACAUCUGCCUCACAAUUCUGAGGAUCGGGGUUCGCCCUAACCUGCUGCACAUCCUUCCCAUCUCUAUCCCUCUGUCUGGCCAACCUGUAUAGAUCCUUUUCUCCUUCUUUAGUGUCCAACCUGGCAUACAUGUCAUCAUAUGCCUCUUGUUUGGCCUUUGCCCUUUGUCGCAUCUCAAUGUAUUCCUUUCGCCUCUCCUCGGUCCUCUCAGUGUCCCACUUCUUCUUAGCUAACCUUUUUCCUUGUAUGAUUUCCUGUACUGUGAGGUUCCACCACCAAGUGUCCUUCUCUCCUUUCUUGCCAAAAGAUACACCAAGUACUCUCCUGCCCGCCUCUCUGAUCACCUUGGCUGCAGUGGUCCAGCUCCUCCUGUCCACCGAGAGCCUGUCUCACCUCUUCCCGAAAAGCUGCACAACACUCGUCCUCUCUCAGCUUUCCUCCACAUGGUUCUCUGCUCUGCCUUUGUCUUCCUAAUCUUCCUCCCCACCACCAGAGUCAUCUUACACACCACCAUCCUAUGCUGUCUAGCCACACUCUCCCCUACCACUACCUUACAGUCGGUAACCUCCUUCAGAUUACAGCGUCUGCACAAAAUGUAAAUCCACCUGCUGUUUGGAAACGUUUUCAGCCGGAUGCCCUUCCUGACGCAACCCUCUGCAUUUAUCCUGGCAUGGGACCAGUUUACAGUUUGCACUGGCUUGUGCCCCCCAUAGGGCUGCAUUAAUCAGGGAUUCACAAUAAUUAAUUUUAUUAUAUUUACUAUUCCCUCAAUAAUCAAGAGGCACAGUUUUUGGGUGCUCCAACUUAAGUAAUACACUGUACUUGUAUUAUACACUACUCACAAAAAGUGAUAUUCGGCUUUAGGGUCAAAUUUCAGGAUGCACCGAAAAUCCACUACAAGCUCUGGAGGUCAACUAAAUUUGACCUCGAAUCAUUUGAAUGCACAUGUCCAACUGUCCUGCGACUGGCUGGCGCUGGCGACUAGUUCAGAGUGUACCCCGCCUCUCGACCUUAGUGAGGAUAAGCAGUAGAGAAAAUUGUUCAGUACUUCAUGUACAAGUAGCUGAUCGCUAACAAGCGACUGAACGGCAAGAUUCCCAACAGUUUAAUCCAUGAGUCGACCAAUACAUUUUCACGGAUGUCCACUUUUGACUUCGUCUCUCAUCGCUAUCUCCUUUUGCAACCUGCUGAUGACACUGUGACACUCUAAGCGAAGUGCCAACUUCCCCCCUAAAACAUCCGUUUUGAAGCCUCGCGUUGGCAAGGUAUCAAUGAAUUGUUAGACAUCGUCUCAUGAUGUUAAAAUGUCAACGCCAUGAUGAAGAUGACUGUGUCAAUACCAAUUCUCAUUGAACCAGGAAAUCCAUUGGUCGAUUCCUAUAUACGAGUUGACCUUAGCUUCACCUAUCCAAAGGUUUCAGAACUGGGGAGUCUUUUUUAUAUAUACAUAUUUUCUGGAAAAGUCUCAUUUGUUGUUUAGAUUUUAUGUUUUUAUAAGGUAACUAAACAUCUGUUCUGUAGUUAUGUAACAUAGUUGAGGAAAAUUCUAGAAUCUCUGCACCUUCUUGUUUUUGCCACGUGGCUAAGGCUGAGGGUUUGAGUAAAGAGAGACCAGAUGGGAAGAAAUCAUUCCAGACGUCUGUCAGACGGUCCAAAGUUUGAGGUCGACACAUCCAAAGCAAACUCCUGUUCCCGGCUUGCAAAUUUAGGAAACCGAUUUUGUGGGUUUGUCACUUUUUAAAAUAGAGUUUGGCAUGGAAACGAGACAUUUCACGGUUUCCGAUGAGUUAUCAGUUGAAGUACAUCAUUAUUAGCAUCAUUAUCCAAUUUGAAACAGAAAAACAAAGCCUCUCCUGAAAGCAUGUGGCACACGUUCAGGAAAAAAAUACCCCAUCUCUUUAAUGCAGGUUAUUUAAUGCACAAUGAGUCAUUUUUAAUUUUUUUAAUAUACUAUGAAAACCGCACAUAGUUAUGUCAUCAGUACCGACGAGGGUUUUACAUCAUCUCACUAUUUUUCACAUACUCACACACGAGAGAGAGAGAGAGGGAGGGAGGGAGGGUCCGGAGGCAGAAGAUAAAUAGCGAGCCUCCACACGUUGGCCCAUCCUCAGUCUAACAAAGUGUAGCCAUGGAGUGCAAAGGUGUGUGCGUGCUCAUGCUCGUGCUGGUGCUGGUCAACUGCUCACUCCAGCAGACUCCACCAAAGAAGAAGCCCGUACGAAAAGACAAUAAUGCUGCCAUUGAGGAUUUACAGAGACAGAUUAAUGACAUUGUGCAGGACCUCAACCUCCUGAAAGAAGAACAGGCCUUGCAAAGAGUGUGUUUGAAGGGCACAAAGAUCAACGGCAAGUGCGUCUUGGCCGACCCGGUGAAGAAGUCGUAUCACACAGCCAGCGAGGACUGCAACGCCCUGGGCGGGGUCCUUGGCGCCCCUACAUCCGCCGAUGAGAACGGCCUGCUGACAGACUACCUCCGCCUAAGCGUGGGCAGGGAUGAGCGAGUGUGGCUCGGCAUCAACGACAUGGUGACCGAGGGCACUUGGGCGGACCAGAGCGGCGUCGGCAUCCAGUACAAGAACUGGGACACGUCCAACAGCCGCGCCCGUCAGCCAGAUGGCGGCCGGUCCCAGAACUGUGCCGUGCUCUCGGGGGCCGCCCAAGGGAAGUGGUUUGACGAGAACUGCCGCGACGAGAAGCCCUCCGUCUGCCAGUUCAAUAUUGUGUGAUCACGUGUGCAGUAUAAUCCUAAAUAGCUGCUUGGUAUGUAAUUCUGCUGCAAUGCCACUUUACCUUCUUUUUUUUGUAAGACAUCUGUUCCUGAAUUUGAUGAUUGCAGUCAGUUGCAUGGCUGUAAUUUCCAUUCGCUGUGUUCCAAACAAAACACUAAAACCAGAUAUAUUGCAAGUCUUUUACGUUCCCUUUACAAAUUAACUAGAGCUGCAUGUGAUGUAAUAUUAAAAGACACCACUACUAGCCAUAACAUUGUGUAAACCUGCAAAAUCGAAUGAGACAGUUAUACAAAAAAAACAAAAAGCCUUGCGAUAACAAUUCUCAGUUUUUACUGAGGUGUUCAUUUGUUUAGCAUUAUGGUUGUAGAACUGCAGGUGUACCAAGUCGCCAGAGAACUUACAAUAUGAAUUGGGUGUGCUGACCUCUGACGAGGCAACCCAAAAGCCACAUCAAUUAUUUCAUAACGUGCCUGUCAAAACUGUACUAUGCUGCAUUCUGGAUCUCGCUGACAAGUCUCACAUUGAGCCUGAAGAAUAUUGUUUUUUUUACCCAUCUUCAUUUUAAACACAGAACUUUAGCUGAAGUCUAGCCUGAUGUAACCUGAAAGCUUAAUAAACUGUAAAAGCACACCGUGCCCCCUA